This is a messenger RNA of Dioszegia hungarica, 990 nucleotides long. RefSeq lists its product as uncharacterized. Bases 1 to 990 code for a protein of 329 amino acids. The record is from RefSeq and is a predicted model, not a curated record. Lineage: Eukaryota; Fungi; Basidiomycota; Tremellomycetes; Tremellales; Bulleribasidiaceae. The transcript has 3 exons.
AUGCUCACCGAUGCAUACAUCACCGGCAGUGCGAGUAAGAGGAGUAAGCGUCCAAGCGACUCCAAACAUCUCGGUAAACGGUACCUGAGGCGCACGCGAUCGAGCAGAACUUCUAGAAGAGGAGUACGAGACCCUGUGGGUACUCCCUGUGUAACCACAUUCCAUGCGGGAUCUGGCAGGAUCUGGCGGUAUGUGACGUACAUGGCUUGUGGGGUAUCGGGCAUGUUUCGGCAUACUGACUUUACCGGUACUUGCGAUUCAGUCCGACCGAGCGCAUCUAUGCUACCCCUCUUCCUCCUCCCUUUCCUCCUGGCCUCUGUCUAUGCCUACCCCAUACCUGCGGCCCCCGGUGCAGCUCUCACCCGCCUCGGCCGCACCCGGUCCCGGUCCCGCCUCCCCCUCGGCAUACCCUUCAUCCCCUCCCAACCACGCCGAAUCGGUCUCCUCGGCAGACUCGCUGGGAGCCGUACCGAGGCGCGAGCAUCUGCAGUUCGCGUACACCACAGCCCGGACACCGUCGAAACCUGGCAGCUCAGCGAUGGGGCAUGCGGGGCGGAGAGCAGGAGGUCAACCGGGCGCGGCUCAGCUUCGUCGGCGGCGUUGUCGAGGGAGGAGAUGAUUGAGAAAGCGUGGGCGGAGCUACUCAGCCCGCCGGACACAGCGGAGGGUGUGCGGAGUUGGUUUGACGAGGAGUUUGUCGGCGAGCUAGAGGAUGAGCUCAGUGAUGGUGAAGCGGAGGAGAUGGAGCAGGAGGUCGGGGACGAGACGAGCUGGUGGCGCCGCUUGGGGCUGGGAGGGGGAUCAAGGGAGGAAGGGGACACGGAUGGGGGACAAGGCUGGGAGGAAGAGGAGAUGACUACACCAUCGUCAUUGUUCGGCGACGCGGAUGAUCAACGCGCUCAAGCGCGCUUCGGCGUGGCCCCGUCGCAGACCACUGGCGGCUGGGUACAGGGGGCGGAUCACGAGUGGUACCUUGUCCAUCACGAGUAG